AUGUCAUGUGAUCUGAUGCCUACAGUUGCAAUAAAGGCUCUAGUCUACCCUGGUGCUAUUGCAAAAGCAUUGGUGAAAAAUGAAGCAAUCCCAAGUUAUAGUAACUUGAAUUUACAUGACCCCUCUGCUGUAACUGCAGCUGAUGCAAUUGCUGAUCUGCAGCGCCUAGAGGUUCUGGUUGGAAGCUACUUGUCAGUGGCUGGAGCAUUCUGGGGACUUAUAAAACCAUGGAGAGUGAGCUUCUAUGGUGUGCUUCUUAUCCUAUGGGGCCUUGUUAAGGAAUUUAUGUUGACGAAAUCAGCUGAUCCGAGUCUUAUAUACAUCCACCCAGCAAUGUCAAUUGCUAUCUGUUCUGCCUUCUUGUCUAUAGCUAAGGAUGUAAGGAGGAUAAUUCGAAGCUAUAGAGGUCUUCAGAUUGUAAAAGAGAAACCUUUAUGA
Messenger RNA from Fragaria vesca subsp. vesca, 438 nucleotides. RefSeq lists its product as uncharacterized. The transcript is spliced from 2 exons. NCBI's taxonomy places the organism in Eukaryota, Viridiplantae, Streptophyta, Magnoliopsida, Rosales, Rosaceae. The record is from RefSeq and is a predicted model, not a curated record. Bases 1 to 438 code for a protein of 145 amino acids.